AUGAUUCUCUUGUGUGUAUAGCGUUUUGGUGUGUUAACUUUGCAAAAAAUAGAUUUUGAUGUUCGCAAACAUUAUGUGUUAAUAGUACUAUCAGUACACUUAUUUUCCAUUUUCUGUCGUGUGUGAACAAUAAAAAUCAUAGAACAACACGGAAAAUCAUACGUUUUAUGGUCUUCCUUAAGGCUUCUAGUUGUUUACUUUUAACCAAAAAAUAAACACUUAAACGUUAUAUUUUGUUUUUUCCGCGCCAUUGAACAGUGAAGAUGUAAGAUAAAUUUUAAAUCGCAAUUCACAAAGAAAGGUCAACUAAAUUUGUAGUGACAUGUAUCGGAUAAAAAGUGUUAUAAUUAAUGAAAUUCAGGAAUGGUAAAUUGAUGAUGAUAAUCGGAAGUCUUGAGAAUACUUAUCAUUUGAUGGAUACGCCUAAUCGGACAACAAAUGACGCCAGUAAUCAGACCAAGAAUGGUAACAAUCCUUUUUCAGAAAGUGUAAUAGUAUGGCUGUACAAUGAAAGUUUAUAUGAGAAUAUCAACCUGCCGUGUGUUAUCUUUUUAAUUGUAUUAGCUGUAUUCGGAAUAUUUGGAAAUUCGCUGGUUUUAUACAUCUAUGGAUUCAGAUUCAAACGGACAAACGCCCAUUUCUUUAUUCUAUGUUUGGCUGUGUUUGACACACUGUGUUGUAUUGCAAUGUUUAUGGAAAUAUUUGACAAGCGGUUUCCUAUGUACACAGGGCGUUAUAGAGUAUUGUGUAAGAUAACUAGAUUAACAGAGAUGUUUUCAACCGUAUCGUCUAGUUUAUUUUUGUUGUGUAUUGCUUUGGAUCGUUAUUAUAAAAUCUGUAAACCGUUUAGGAGAUUUUCAUACAAGAAAGCUAGAAUGUGUUUGCUUGUUUGUAUUGGUAUAAGUUUGGUGCUUUCUUGGCCUAUGCUGCUCUUUCACGGACCCGAGACAGUACAAACCGGGGUCAAAAAUGUUGUUGGUUUAGAUUGUGGAGAUGAUGACAAGUAUAAAAAGUCGAUUUUACCAUCGGUUUACUUUGGAUUUAUGGGAGUUUUAAAUGUCAUUGUUAUAAUUUUACUGUCUUUCAUGUAUAUUCGUAUAUUUAAAGCGAUUUGGGUAUGGAAGAAUCAACAUAUAGGAGAGGAAAUACCCUCAUCACCGGUACAUGUGGUUUCAAUGAAUUAUAGACUUAGUAAAGUGAUAUCUAAAUUUAAAUAUUCAAAAAAGAAACGGUAUAACAGUGAUACCUCUGAAACGUUUUCUGUGGAAAAUAGUGAGAAUACUGACAUAUUUCACCAUCAACAUCCAAAUAACAAAGCCGACACUUCUAAUACCGAGACUUCUGUCAAAGCACACAAUGGGAAUUCAAAAAAUGAACUUUUUCAUAAAAGUAGUUGUCGGCCUAAUAAUUUAAGUUAUAAAAAACAAAACAACAGGCGACAAUCGACGACAAUAGAAGAAGACGAGCAUAGAAAUUACAAGGAUAGAAGACAUUCAACCUUUAGUACAGGGAGCGGUCAUAGUUUAAGGAAGGGCUUUAAAAGUUCCAGGACUGUGACAACAAACACAGUAUUAUUUAGUAUUGUGACGAUUGUUUAUAUAUUUUCUUAUCUUCCUACCAUAUUUGUUGAAACUCUGAACGCUAGUCAUGUUUAUAUCGAAGAAAAUUUGCCAAAUAGAACCCGUAGCGUAUUAGUUAUUAUGAAUGUGACUUAUUUUUUUAACAAUGUAGCCAAUCAGUAUGUGUAUAGUGCCAUAAAUCCUGCAUUCCGACAGCAAGUUAAGCAAAUAUUCACUGGACCAUAACCAGUCAUAAUUUCUUCCCUCCAUUUUUUGUUGUUGAAUGUUUUAAAGGUAACACUGUGAUAUAUAAAAAUUUCAUUUAAACAUUUAUAUUAAAACAUAUAUUUUUCAAAGCUUUUAAAUUUAGUUGCAUGUAUUUACAAAUGAAUGAGUUACUUUGAACGAUGAAGUGUCAUAAUGUUCUUCCACAAUUAUAUGAUAUACGGUAAAUAUUUUGUUCUUUUCGAUUAGUCUACGUCACACAUUUAUGCUCGAGGUUUUAUGUUUCCCAGUAUUAUACUUUUUACACAAUUGUCAACUGCCAAAAACAGGACACAACUGUGUUAAUUGAUUAUAAAUAUAUGAAACAUAUCUGUGAAAUGUUUUGUGAUCACAUCACGAUUUUGCUACUUUUGCAAUAUGAUAUGUACUAGUAAUACAGAAAGGUAUGACAAAGAAUUGAAAUCCAGCAUUAGGCGGUUACCUUAAAGUAAUUGCAUUAUAGUUAUUGGUCUAGUUUGCUUUGAAAACAGAUUGACACCCACUCUAAAGUUUAAGCCUAAUUGAGACCUUCCAUGUCGGGUGCAAGUAAAUUAAACUGUUUCCUCCUUGUCAAAUUACUUUAGACACUGUUUUAAUUAUAUGUUGUUUAAUAAAAAAAAGAAUUGA
Messenger RNA from Mytilus californianus (California mussel), 2450 nucleotides. RefSeq lists its product as uncharacterized. Gene Ontology annotation, biological process: neuropeptide signaling pathway. Lineage: Eukaryota; Metazoa; Mollusca; Bivalvia; Mytilida; Mytilidae. Gene Ontology annotation, cellular component: membrane. Gene Ontology annotation, molecular function: G protein-coupled peptide receptor activity. The transcript has a single exon. The record is from RefSeq and is a predicted model, not a curated record. The coding region runs from base 351 to 1805 and encodes 484 amino acids.